Molecule: messenger RNA, 1181 nt
Organism: Hypomesus transpacificus
Lineage: Eukaryota; Metazoa; Chordata; Actinopteri; Osmeriformes; Osmeridae
Gene: amz2
Product: archaemetzincin-2
Biological process (GO): proteolysis
Molecular function (GO): metallopeptidase activity
Source: RefSeq, a predicted model, not a curated record
UAUAUUUCUCAUUGUGUGGGAAGGACCGGCUGUGGUGAGUUAAUCCAGUUCCACAGCACAUUUGUGUUUAGCGUUACUUUACUGUGCUGUCUACCUGUCUUUAUGUGUCUGUGAUGUAGAUGGCAGUAAUCCAGCACCCAGUGGAGACUCUGCGCGGUGCACUGGUCUUCAGCCAUCGUGACUUGGCUAAAAGCUACAGCAGGUACAGCCAGGAGGAGCGCAGGCUACUGGAGGAGGGUCUCCGCACAGGGGGAGAAACUGCUUGGUUCCAGCCCAUCACUGUGCACUCUGAUGCUGACUGGAUCCCCUCGCCCCAGGACUACCAGAGCUUCUACAGGAACCCAUACCGCAACACCCCCAUCCAGGGACAUAGCACCAUCUACAUACAGACCAUAGGCUCUUUCGGAGAGGCCGAAGGCCAGUAUGUGGAGUGGCUGAGAGAGUACUGCCAGGCCUUCUUUUAUGGUCUGGUGGUGAAACUGUUGCCCUCGGUUACCGUGGCUGCCACAGGAUGUGCUUUCAGGGUCAACAGCAGCACUCAAAACCUCCUGAUCCACUCAGGGGACUUGCUGGGUUUCCUGAAGAAGAGGAUGCCUAAAGAUGCCUUCUGUGUGGUAGGGAUCACAAUGAUCGACCUCUACCCCAGAGACUCCUGGAACUUUGUGUUCGGCCUGGCUUCUGUCACUGAAGGCAUGGGAGUGUUCAGCUUUGCCCGGUAUGAUGAUCACCUCUACAGCAGUAGCUGUGCGGGGCGUGUGAAGAGGAGGUGCAGGCCUAAGCCUGGGGACUACUCUGUGUUCAAGGACUCCUAGCCUCCCAUCUCCAGCGUGCUGUCACUCCGCUCCUGCAAGACCGUGAGCCAUGAGCUGGGCCACAUAUUGGGGAUCAAGCACUGCAAGUGGAUGGAGUGUGUGAUGCAGGGCUCUAACCAUCCGGAGGAGUCUGACCGACGGCCCCUCCACCUCUGCCCCAUCUGUCUGCGCAAGCUGCAGGCUGCCAUCGGCUUCAAGAUGGCCGACAGGUAUAAGGCCAUGCUGCUGUGGAUAGAAGAGGAGGAGGGAGUUCAGCACACAUCCUUCAAGCUUGAAUGAACACACUGUCCACCUCCUCUCUUCCAUGGUUGUCUGCAGGGUUGCUCAGCCCCUGAUGCAGAGGCUGAGGGCCACUACAGCAAUUACAAG